Drosophila teissieri is the source of this 298-nucleotide messenger RNA. RefSeq lists its product as uncharacterized. The record is from RefSeq and is a predicted model, not a curated record. NCBI's taxonomy places the organism in Eukaryota, Metazoa, Arthropoda, Insecta, Diptera, Drosophilidae. The coding region runs from base 2 to 268 and encodes 88 amino acids. The transcript has a single exon.
GAUGUCCGCCCCACUGGCCGCCCACCUCGCCCCCUUUUCGGAGCCGCCCCUUCCGCCUGUUAGCCCGGCUAACUGUGUAAAUGGCAAAGCGACAGCAGCAUUUGCUAACUUUGCUGCAGCAGCAACAAAGGCCAAAGCACAGCGCCAACAAAAACUACAUAAAUGUAUCUCUAUCUAUAUCUAUAUCUAUCUAAGCGAUGGCCGUGCAUUGUAUUGCAGUUACGUGCUCGAUGGUCCAGUAAAAUGGCGAGGCGAAAAAAAUCUCUGAAACAAAAUCAACAAAGAAGCACCAAGAACA